AUGGCACCUCCGAUCGCAAGUGUCCCGUCGCUUGAGGCGGCGCGCGAGGUUAUCUCCAAGUCGAGAAACUCCCAAUUCGCCCCGAAUCUCCUGCCCGUGACUGCCUCGAUUCCUGCGGAUCUUUUGACGCCGACAUUAGCAUACCUCAAGAUUGCGGAGAACUCGCGGUUGUCCUUUUUAUACGAGAGUGCAGCGACUACGGAGACCAUUGGACGAUACAGUUUCGUCGGUGCAGACCCCAGAAAGACCAUCAAGACCGGUUCUGGCCAUGGCCCCGAAGCCGACCCCCUCCCUAUCCUGGAGGAAGAGCUCUCCCGGUACCGUGUUGCCUCAGUUCCCGGGUUGAUCCUCCCGCCUUUGACCGCCGGAGCCAUCGGAUACGUGGGAUAUGACUGUGUCCGAUACUUUGAGCCCAAGACCGCACGGCCCAUGAAGGAUGUCCUGGGUGUGCCGGAGUCCAUGUUCAUGCUGUUUGACACCAUCAUUGCCUUUGACCACUUCUUUCAGGUCGUCAAGGUUAUCACCUAUGUCCCGAUCCCGGCCGAUGAUGCCGAUAUCGAUGCCGAAUAUCAGAAGGGCCAGGAGAUUAUUCAGAAGACCAUCGAUACCCUUCUCCAGGACCGUACACCACUGCCUCCUCAGGGUCUCAUCAUCCAGAACCAGGAAUACACUUCCAACAUCGGCCAAGAGGGCUACGAGAACCACGUCAAGAAACUGAAGGAACACAUCGGCAAGGGCGAUAUCUUCCAAACCGUCCCCUCACAACGGCUAUCGCGGCCCACCUCUCUUCAUCCGUACAACCUCUUCCGCCACCUUCGCACAGUGAACCCCUCUCCUUACCUGUUCUACAUCGACUGCGAAGACUUCCAGCUCGUGGGUGCCAGCCCCGAGCUCCUCGUGAAGGAAGAGCGAGGUCGCAUCAUCACCCACCCCAUCGCGGGAACGGUGAAGCGUGGCAAGACAUUGGAAGAAGACACCGCGCUGGCCGACGAGCUCCGCAGCAGUCUCAAGGACCGUGCCGAGCACGUCAUGCUGGUCGAUCUGGCCCGCAACGAUGUGAACCGGGUGUGCGAUCCGAUCACCACGCAAGUCGACCGGCUGAUGGUGGUGGAGAAGUUCUCACACGUGCAGCACCUCGUCUCACAAGUCUCCGGCGUGCUGCGACCCGGCAAGACGCGCUUCGACGCCUUCCGGUCCAUCUUCCCGGCUGGUACCGUCUCCGGCGCUCCUAAGAUCCGUGCGAUGCAACUGAUUGCCGAGCUGGAGGGCGAGAAGCGUGGUGUGUACGCCGGCGCUGUUGGAUACUUCGGCUACAACAUUGCCAACGGUGACGGAUCGAGAGAGGAGCCCGGUGCGAUGGAUACAUGCAUUGCGCUGCGGACGAUGCUGGUCAAGGAUGGCGUUGCCUAUCUGCAGGCCGGCGGUGGUAUCGUGUUUGACUCUGAUCCGUAUGACGAGUACAUGGAGACGAUUAACAAGCUCGGUGCGAACAUUGCCUGUAUCCGUGGAGCGGAGGCGAAGUAUCUGAGCAUGCAGAAUGGGUCUGUUUGA
This is a messenger RNA of Penicillium cinerascens, 1551 nucleotides long. RefSeq names its product anthranilate synthase TRP2 (gene trpE). The transcript has 4 exons. The coding region runs from base 1 to 1551 and encodes 516 amino acids. Gene Ontology annotation, biological process: L-tryptophan biosynthetic process. Gene Ontology annotation, molecular function: anthranilate synthase activity. The record is from RefSeq and is a predicted model, not a curated record. NCBI's taxonomy places the organism in Eukaryota, Fungi, Ascomycota, Eurotiomycetes, Eurotiales, Aspergillaceae.